This is a messenger RNA of Aspergillus pseudonomiae, 1380 nucleotides long. RefSeq names its product DUF1776 domain-containing protein. The transcript is spliced from 4 exons. The record is from RefSeq and is a predicted model, not a curated record. Bases 1 to 1380 code for a protein of 459 amino acids. NCBI's taxonomy places the organism in Eukaryota, Fungi, Ascomycota, Eurotiomycetes, Eurotiales, Aspergillaceae.
AUGACGAGCGACGAUCAGUUUUUCUUUGACUAUCUUGCUUCGAUACCGCAUGACGUAAGGAGAUACUCGCUCGAAGUCGCAGACUCGAUCGACAGGCAGGUUGACCAUGCCGCCAAAGUGAUACGGGAUACGCUCUCUCACCAGUCAUGGUUGCCUUCCUCGGUCCGACCCACACCACCACCUUCGAGAGUUCGUGCUUCCCAGUCUCUCGUUGAUCGCGCGCAUGACUGGGUUCUUCGGAAUCGAGCAUGGAGUGCCGCAAUCCUAGCAUUCGUCGGGACUACUUCCCUUUUGUAUCUUGGCAACAAAAAGCUAGGUGGUAGACGGAGGAAGGCUCGGCGAGCUGGAAAUGGCGCUCGGAAGGAAAUAGUGGUUGUUGCCGGGUCCCCUCACGAACCGAUGACGAAGGCGAUUGCUACUGAUCUCGAACGUCGGGGCUACAUCGUAUAUAUUACUGUUUCAUCGGCGGAUGAGGAGCAGUUAGUUCAGUCGGAAAAUCGGAUGGAUAUCAGACCGCUUUGGCUUGAUUUAACGGCUACCCCUUCACCGACAUCUGACAUUCACCCAUCAUUGACGGAAAUCCAUUCUUUAAUCACCCAACCCCAAUGGCCAAUGCCUGGAGUGCCGCCGCACACUUGCCAGCUGAGCGGACUUAUUCUCGUACCUUCACCCAACUAUGUGACCGGUCCCCUAGCCACCAUUCCAGCAUCUUCUUGGGCUGAUACAAUCAAUACUCGACUCUUAUCGCCCAUCUUGACUACUCAGCUGUUUCUUCCUCUUCUUACUGCCCGCAACACCAAUAGCACGAUUGUCCUAAUCUACCCUUCGAUAUCCUCGUCACUAUCUGCUCCGUUUAUUAGCCCAGAAGUCACCACAGCACGUGCCUUGUCAGGGUUUGCUACCUCGCUUCGGCGAGAGUUAUGUCUUUUGCAGCAUAGCAACAUCGAUGUUGUGGAGCUGAAACUUGGAAACAUCGACCUUGGUCCUCAGUACCGAAACGCACAGAGUCACAUCACUGGAACCGAAGUGCUCACCUGGACCACGCAGCAGCGAUCCCUCUACGGCUCCCAGUAUCUUUCUAGCAUUGAACAGCGACCCGUUGCAUCUGCGGGACCCAGCAUGAUACGUGGAUCUAAUGCUCGGACUCUUCAUUACGCCGUGCUGGAUGCUCUGGAGCCCGCGUCCAAGGAUAUCUUUGGAAGAAAGAAAUCGAAAGCGCCCGUCAUCUAUGCUGGGCGCGGUGCAUGGUCUUACAGUAUCGUGGGCGAUUGGGCCCCGAACUUCUUGGUAGGGUGGAUGCUGGGCCUGAGAAGUGGCCCUAUCACACCAAACCAAAGUCCCAGUGGAAGCAGCAGUGAGACGAGCUGGGAAAAGGUUUAA